GAAAGAGGGAAAGAUAGAAGACAAAUAUCAAACAUCAACAAGACCAAAAGACAACUCCCAACAUUCAAAGAAUCAUUAACCCAUCAAUCAUCCCCUCCACGAACUUUCAUAUUCAAAGAAUCAUUCUUGGGGGGUGGUUUUCUACUUUUCUUUUGGGCUUCAUUUCCUCAGCCAUUCUCAUCAAUUUCCCUCUAGAAACCUUCCCCCAAGUCAAACAUUGUUCAUACCCAUAUACAUAAACCUCUCCCCCUCAUUGGCAUCUAACACUGUUUUUUCUUUUCCAUGUUUCUUGUUGAGGUUGUAGUUGUGGGGUUAAAUUAUGAUGAUGAGCUAUGAUGGUUCAAGAGCAUGAGCACAACAGCCACAUCCAUGGUCUAAAGUCAAGAUUGGUCACUCAUAUCAAGGGUAUCCAUAUCCAUGACCAUUCAUCAUUAAGGCAUCAUCACGCCAACACCUCCAGCAUCGUCGACGAGAUCGAAACCACCGAUGAUUUAGAGGAUCAGAAUGUAGUAGCAACCAUAACCCAGCUUCCAGCAACACCAACAAAAAGCACCCAAGUUUCAGAGAAGAUCGAUCCUGUGAACAAAAUGGAUUCCAAAUCAACGCCUACUGGAGCCACGGAAAAGAGUGAGAUGGAGCAAAUGAAGGAGAAGUUUGCGAAGUUGCUUCUGGGAGAAGAUAUGUCCGGUGGAGGGAAAGGGGUUUCUUCUGCACUUGCAUUGUCAAAUGCCAUCACAAAUCUUGCAGCUUCGGUUUUCGGAGAACAAUGGAAACUAGAGCCGAUGUCUGCCCAGAGAAAAGCAAGGUGGAGGAGAGAAGUCGGAUGGUUGUUGUCUGUAACAGACCAUAUAGUUGAAUUCGUUGCCAAAAAGCAGGGCAACAUAGAGGAUUUUCGACAGGUUAUGGUUACGCAACAACGGAACGAUCUUCAUAUGAACAUCCCGGCCUUGAGAAAGCUCGAUGGAAUGCUGAUUGAUUGCCUUGACAACUUCAAGGAUCAAAGCGAGUUUACUUACGUCUCAAGAGACGCACCAGACUCGGAGAAAGGACCAAAGAGGAAAGAAGAGAAAUGGUGGCUACCAACUGCUAAAGUCCCCACCAAUGGCCUAUCAGACUCGGCAAGAAAGUUUCUGCAGUACCAGAAGGAUUGUGUGAACCAAGUCCUCAAAGCAGCAAUGGCAAUCAAUGCUCAGGUUCUUGCAGAAAUGGAGAUUCCUGAAAACUACAUCGAAUCCCUCCCAAAGAAUGGUAGAGCUAGCCUAGGAGACUCGAUCUACAAAAGUAUAACAGUCGAGUUCUUUGAUCCUGACCAAUUUUUGUCGACCAUGGACCUAUCAUCGGAGCAUAAAAUACUGGACCUCAAGAACAGGAUUGAGGCUUCCAUUGUGAUUUGGAAAAGGAAGAUGAUCCAGAAAGAUGGUAAAUCAGGAUGGGGUUCUGCUGUCAGCAUAGAGAAAAGAGAGCAGUUUGAAGACAGAGCUGAAACUAUACUCCUCAUCAUCAAACAAAGGUUCCCUGGAAUCCCUCAGUCUUCACUAGAGAUCAGCAAGAUUCAAGACAACAGGGUAAUAACUAAUAACUAACAAGCAAUUGCCUUUCUGAAAGUCAUAGGUAGGAUAGGAGUAAUUGUUUCUUUAAGUACUUUUGUUAGUCUUAAACUAACUGAAGUGGAUAUGUUUUGGGUGUGGACUUAACAGGAUGUAGGCUAUGCUAUCCUGGAGAGCUACUCAAGGAUCCUAGAGAGCUUGGCACACACAGUUCUAUCGCGUAUUGAAGAUGUACUAUACGCUGAUCAAGUUGCGAGAAGUCCAACAAAAGGUGGUAAGAAGAGAAGUCCACUGAUAUCAGGGACACCACCUUCGGAGGAUAGAGACAGAACAUCUGUGGAUGCACCCUUGGCAAUGACACUGUCGGACUUCAUGGGCUGGGAAGGCGAUCAAAAUGACAACGAUGACGACUUGAUAGAAGCGACAGAGGAGAUAUCGAAACAAGACUCGAAGCUAUCAGAGAAACUUGCUAGUGUAGAGACGAGAAAGACAUCGUAUCUUGAUAACUUGGUUGGUUCGAGAAGCCCAACAUCAAGGCACUAAGGAGAUGAAACACCAGAAAAGUAAGACUAUGGGGCACAAAUAGGAGAAAAGCCUGACAAAGAAAGAUAAACUUUCACUGUCAUUUUUGAGUUUACUAUGUCAUUUUUGUGAACUCUGUACAUAAGGAGAGCAUGGGAUGUAACAGUUUUAAAACCUAUGCUCUACUGCCAUUCUUUUUUCUUGUUACUAGAUCAACAUUCAAUUAGUAAGUGAAGUAUGUCAAUCUCUUUUACGAUUCAUUUCCUAUUCGGCUUGCAGUCGUACUUGUUCGGCAGCAGCUAAUCUUACAAACCCUUAUCAGAAUGCAAUGGAAUAACAGGCUGAAAUCACAUCUGGAACGAAUGUAAUUGAGGUUGAAACCGGCUUGUAAAGUAUACUUUUGGACAAACUUGCAUACUUCAUCUAAAUAGGGUACACAUAAACAUGGAUACAUACAACGAAGUUAGAUUUUGCCGCGAGGUCCAAGCUUUGGUGGCAGCUGAGGGCCCUUAACGAUCGGGAGAAUGUCGCCAGAGACUGUAGAACCCAAGUAAGCAAUGGUGGAACCACCUCCCAGUAUCAAGAACUUGAGCAACAAUCCUCUCUUGGUGAAUGGAGCAGCGAACGUCUCGAAGAACUUGCUCUGAAUGUUACAUCAAAACAAUUCAAAUACUAAGUCAGAGACACAAAAUCCUAUUAAGAAAACCAUGGUUUUGCUGAGCAAUCUAAUUAAGCAUCAUGUUGACAGCAAGCAUUUGGAUAUGAUGCAAUCCUAUGUUAAGAUAUGCAUUAGUUAUGGGAAAGCAUUAUCAGAUGGAAUUGGUGAGAAUAUCCAUUGCCAAUGCUACAAGAUCAUGUAACUAGCAGAUACUACAACCUGGCUAAUGUAUGGCCUUUAAUUAAUACAAAUGAAGGUCAACUAUCAAACAAAGAGAAGAAGGGGGUGGGGGAAUGGAUGACAUAGUUGUCGGUACAAAGGAAAAAUGAAAUGUAUGUUGUCAACAACUACUCUAACUAAAGCUCAUGGUAGGCAAACUUUGCCUGCAGCCUUCUGCUAGCAAAACUAAGUGUCCUGUUCAUGUUACUUGAAAAAGCCCUCAAAGUAAGACUAUUCUCACAUCUACCUGAAUCUUCACUAUCUUAAACAAAUUCAACCUCAGAAAUAAAAUUUUCAUUAGCUUUCAUAGCUCAGUUGGUUAGAGCACCCGUUUAGUAAGCGGGAGGUCUUGAGUUCAACUCUCAAUGAAAGCAAAUGUAUUCAUUUUUUCCUUUGUUUUAUUUUCCUUUUGAGACUCCAAAUCAUUCAAUGAAGUGAAAACUGAAAACAAACCUGGAGAGGGUUGUAAGGAGAAGGAGCAUCUGAGCCAUACAAAUCCCACUGUCCAGUAGUGUUCCCCAAAUCCUCCAAAUCAAAAUACACACUCUUGUCACCGUACUUUGCCACCACACCACCACUCCUGGAAGUUUUGGCUCUGAAGCUCUGGCGAGAAGGCUUCACAUGGAGCUUGGUUCCACAGAUGGAGCUGCCUCCGAGUCCCUUGACGCUGGCGGCUGCUGGUUGCACGGCAGCAAACGUUGCUAGAGAAGCCAUUGCUUUUCUUGCUUUGCUCUUUUUUUGUUCUCUUCUCUUCUUUCCCGUUUUGAGGUUCAGUUCGCUUUAUGAACGGGUGGGCGAUUUUAUGUUUUGGCCAAGGAUCAGAGAUGGACACGUGGCACAAUGGGUUUUCGUCAGAGAGAUUUUGGGUUCUCAUUCUCGUGGCUACUGCGUGGAUAAGGCUAUCCAUUUG
Messenger RNA from Linum tenue, 3856 nucleotides. Lineage: Eukaryota; Viridiplantae; Streptophyta; Magnoliopsida; Malpighiales; Linaceae. The record is from the annotation of a GenBank genome assembly.